CUCGCUCACGCUCGGAGAUCAUGGAGGAUGCGUCUAGGUCCUUUGGGAAAGGAAGCCUCCCCCCCGGGCCGGUCCCAGACGGCCUGAUCCGCGUCUACAGCAUGAGGUUCUGCCCCUACGCGCAUAGGACGCGCCUCGUCCUUCGGGCCAAAGGCAUCAGACAUGAAGUUGUCAACAUUAACCUGAGAAACAAGCCUGAGUGGUACUAUACAAAGCACCCUUUUGGCCAGAUUCCUGUCCUAGAGAACAGCAAAUGUCAGUUGAUCUACGAAUCUGUCAUCGCUUGUGAGUACCUGGAUGACGCUUACCCGGGAAGAAAGCUGUAUCCAUAUGACCCUUAUGAGCGGGCUCGCCAGAAGAUGUUAUUGGAGUUAUUCUAUAAGGUCCCACACUUGACCAAGGAGUGUCUGGUAGCAUUGAGAUGUGGGAGAGAAUGUGCUGAUCUGAAGCUAGCCCUGCGUCAGGAAUUCUGCAACCUUGAAGAGAUUCUUGGCUAUCAGAAUACCAUCUUCUUUGGUGGAGACUGUAUAUCCAUGAUUGAUUACCUCUUUUGGCCCUGGUUUGAGCGGCUGGAUGUGUAUGGAAUCGCCGAUUGUUUGAACCACACGCCAGCACUACGGCUCUGGACAGCAGCCAUGAAGCAGGACCCCACGGUGUGCGCUCUUCUCAUAGAUAAGAACAUUUUCUUGGGCUUCUUGAAUCUUUAUUUUCAGAACAACCCUGAUGCCUUUGACUAUGGGCUAGCUUGCUGAGCCUCAGUCCUUCCCUUCACCAUCCAGAAUUCCCAAGCAUGUCGUGACUGUGUAUCAGGAAUUGUUUUGGUGGGUCAGUCAAUCUGUUCGUUUUCUUUGAGGUUCCCAAUAAACGUGGAGACGGAAAAUG
Enhydra lutris kenyoni (northern sea otter) is the source of this 882-nucleotide messenger RNA. RefSeq names its product glutathione S-transferase omega 2. Gene Ontology annotation, molecular function: glutathione transferase activity; glutathione dehydrogenase (ascorbate) activity. Gene Ontology annotation, biological process: glutathione metabolic process; L-ascorbic acid metabolic process. The coding region runs from base 21 to 752 and encodes 243 amino acids. Gene Ontology annotation, cellular component: cytoplasm. Lineage: Eukaryota; Metazoa; Chordata; Mammalia; Carnivora; Mustelidae. The transcript has 6 exons. The record is from RefSeq and is a predicted model, not a curated record.